Molecule: messenger RNA, 2236 nt
Organism: Poeciliopsis prolifica (blackstripe livebearer)
Lineage: Eukaryota; Metazoa; Chordata; Actinopteri; Cyprinodontiformes; Poeciliidae
Exons: 14
Coding region: 26-1033 (335 amino acids)
Source: RefSeq, a predicted model, not a curated record
CUUGACAGUUUCAGAUGUAAAGACGAUGGCCUGUGGAAUAUUUGACAAGCUCUCUGCCCUAAUAUUGUUUGUAUGGUUCCUACAGAUAUGUGUGGCAUCAGAAUGCAAGUCAAAGAACAUAAUCUGCACUGAAAUCUGUGUUGCUGAGGGAUUUGGAUAUAAACAUGAAUGUCCAGAAGGAAGUGAGAUUGCAAUUGAAGGAACCGAUAAGAUGAAUUUAGGUUAUGCUGAUCUACGCAAACAGGAGUUUAAAUUUUUGCCACCAGUAGUGAAAAUGGAUAAACAUUCAGUGAUCACAGAAGUCUGCCAAGAUCUUAAAAUUACAUGCACACCUUUUACUAAAAAAUACGAAAAUCUUGCUGAAGAAACGUGCAUGAAUUUUAAAUCCAUUCCUGCAGAGAAAUUUCCAGCAGGCAAUAUUAAUGUGAGUCCGGCGCCUUCAAUCCACGAUCAAAGUCACCUUGGAUGGAUUGCAGUUCCAGUGAUCCUGCUUUUGGUCUCUGGAGUAAUCUCUUACUGCUGCAGGAAAAAACAUAAGGGAGGUGGGAUAUUCAACUGUCUCCAAAGAAACCAAGAAGGAAGUGGAUUCCCAAUGGUUCUAGGAGAUUUAGAGGGACAAAACAAUGCUGACGUCAGGAAUGGAGAAGAUUCACGUGGAUGUGGUGGAAAUGACCGAGACACAGCUCAAAGUGCUAUGAGUGGAAACAAGGGAUCUCCCAACACCACUACUCCAUCUGAUCACAACCCAAUGAACGGCUCUAGGAACAUGAAUGAGGAGCCAGUCGGAAUAAAUGGAGCGAAAGGAAGAGGAAAUAAGAGGGAGCUGGAUGGCGGAGGGGCUGCUGCUCAUCAUCACGCUGAAGAACAACCACUGCUGCCAGAUCAGCGAACUGCCAAUCGAGAUUUCAACAGGUCUUACGUGGCUGUGACUUUGGUGAAUGAGCUCAGCUCCAACCAGGAACCAGUCAGCAGACAUUCUGCAACACCAGAUGCUGACGUGGAGUCAACAUGCCCUGAAAAACCAACAAUAUAGUUAUAAUAGAUAAAUAUGAUAUGCUAUAUAAAAUAAUAAUAAUAAUAAUAAUAAUAAUAAUAAUAAUAAUAAUAAUGAUCCCUGUGUCUAUGUGAGACAUUUCCUGACAUGACCUUUAGGCUUAAGUUAUUUCAUAAAUUUCACACACACACACUUUUGUCUUUGAAAAAAUCUUAAAUAUUCAAAAGAUGUGUGUUAAAUGUUGAAACAAAUGUAAGCAUUUAAAUGUGCUUGUUUCUACGAUAUUCGUAAAACUUGGAAAUUAUAACUAUUUUAACAGCUGUAUCUGGUUGUCAUAACAAUUAUCAAUAUGAUUUUCAUGCAAGGAAAUCUUGACUGUUGAACUUAACCAAAGGAGUGGGUGAACUACAUACAUGUCAGGAAUGUGCCACAUUUAAGGGCUAGAGAAAAACAUAUGUUUCACUAUAUAAAACAUAUUAUGAAUAUGUAUAGCUAAACUAAAGAUAUUUUUAAAAUAAAUAUUUUGGUAUUGUAUUUCAGUUAAACCGAAUAUCUUAUAUUCCUGGCAGAUUCGGGUAGUCACAUUUAUUCUAGAUGAAAGGAAUAAUAUUUUAGAGCCAGAUUACAGAUAUAAGUCCAAUAGGUAAAGAUUAGGGUGAUGACAGGGAGGCCCCCAAUCUUAAAGAAAAAGUAAAUUGUAAAAAUACAUUUAAAAAAAAGUAAAAAAAACUAAAAAAAAUUCAAAAGAAUGGCUUUCUUACUGCAACAAUUUUUGCAAUUGCAAAUCACUUGUACAGGCUGUUUUUUUAAAAAAAAAUAAUAAUAAUAAAAACACAUGAAUUAAUAUUUUAAAAUCGAUCUUUUUAUAUGGUUAUAGGGAAGUCUGCCUCUUUUACUGUCAGAAACCUUUCAAUUAAAUGAAUAUAAUAAUAUUAUUUUACACAAAUCUGCCAGGUUGAUAACUAUGUAUGUGUGUAAGAAUGUAUUCUGUAUCACAGCUACAAACUAAAUAUAUACAAUAAUCCUUACAAAUUUGCCUUUGUUAUUUUUUCUUUUUUUCUGACAAAUAUUAAUUUCCAUUUGUUAUGCAAAAGCCUGCAAAUAUAUAUUUUAGAUUAAUUAAGUUGUGAGGCAAUUUGUGUGUGACAAAAUGCCUCAAUCUUAAUUAGUUUCGUUGCAUCCAUUAUCACUUUUAUUACUGUAAUCUCUCCCUAUCAAAUCUUAAAUAAAUUUGUUUUCUAA